AUGUCAUUGGAUCGACGAGAGCAUCCAACACUGGGUUCAGAUAAAUCCUCAUCACUAUCUCGGUCCGAAGCAGGAACCUAUGAUGUUAUACAGGCGGAAAUACAACAUGCCAAGCGACAUGAAUUGGCAACGGGGCAGGCGGCCAUAGUCAAUACAAAUGGAGCGGUGGGUGGUAGUACCAGUGGAUCAAUGAAUACCGGUGAUAGCGAUGUAGAAGCUAAGAAGAGGAAAUGGCCCACCGAAAAAUCCUAUUUCCUUGCCAAGGAAUUGCUGAUGAGUGAACGGACCUACAAAAAAGAUUUGGAAAUAUUGAAUACAAAUUUCCGCAGAGAGCUAUCCGAGGAUGAUGUAGAAAAUCUACAGCCACUCUUUCAAAUGUUGGAAUCUAUGGCUCAACAUCAUAAUAACUUUUUGCGUGAUCUGGAACAUCGUUUGGUAUUGUGGGAGGGUCGUGGCACUCACGACAGUCAUCGUAUUGGUGAUGUUAUGCUACGCAAUAUGGCUGUCCUGCCGAUCUAUGAUGAAUAUGCUCAAUCCCACGCUGAGAUUUUACAGUGUCUCAACGAUAUGUAUGAAACGGAUAAUCGCUUCCAGCAAAUCUAUAAAGAAUUUGAACAGCAAAAGAUCUGUUAUCUGCCGAUUGGGGAGCUGUUAAUGAAGCCAUUGCAGCGAAUGUUGCACUAUCAAUUGAUAUUGGAAAGACUUUGUGAUUUCUAUACCGAAGAACAUCUGGACUCAACCGACUGUCAGGCUGUCUAUCAGCUGUUAUCCCGCACCACCAAACAGAUACGCGAUCUAAUGCCCGAAUCACUGAAUUUCAUACACCUGUGCGAGCUGCAACGUGACGUACAAGGCUUCGAUAAAUUAGUACAAAGUCAACGUCGCCUCAUACGUCAAGGCUGUCUGCUGAAACACUCCCGCCGUGGUCUCCAACAACGAAUGUUCUUCCUUUUCUCAGAUAUUCUCCUGUAUGGUUGCAAAUCACCCAUUGACCAGUCAUUCCGCAUAUUGGGUCAUGUUCCGGUGCGAUCUCUACUCACCGAAAAUGGUGAACAUAAUUCUUUUUCAAUCUUUGGUGGCCAGUGUGCCAUCACGGUGAGUGCCUGUACGACGGCCGAGAAAACCCUAUGGUUGGCGGAAUUAUCGAAAGCAGCAGCGGAUAUCAAAAAUAAACCUCACACCCAAUUGACUUUGACAAAUUUGAAAAAUUGCAAAAAGGACAAUGUAAUGCCAAGUAAGAAAUGCUUUGUAAAUUACCUUACCUCCCUCUACAUGAAAUUGCAAGUGUUCCGUCAACGUUGCAAUGCUCCGGCAAAUGUUCAAGCCUCAUCCGAAGAAGGUCUCGAUCUGUUAGGUUUAACGAACGGCAAUUCGACGCUGACCGCCCAACAACUACUGCAACAGCAACAACAGGCACAGCAGCAAAACAAAACACCACCAUCAAGAAGCAAUACGGCCACACACGUAUGUUGGCAUCGUGGCGCUACCGUCGGUUUGGGCGAUCAUCUCAUCUCGGCCGAAAAUCAACUUUCCGGUUAUUUGUUGCGUAAAUUUAAAAAUUCCAGCGGUUGGCAAAAACUGUGGGUUGUCUUCACCUCAUUCUGUUUGUAUUUCUAUAAGUCGUAUCAAGAUGAGGUGGCAUUGGCCAGUUUGCCGCUAUUGGGUUAUACAGUCGGUCCACCGGGCGUUCAAGAUGCUGUCCAAAAAGAAUUCGUAUUCAAGUUGUCAUUUAAAAAUCAUGUGUAUUUCUUUAGGGCCGAAAGUAUACACACCUAUAAUAGAUGGUUAGAAGUGCUGCGCAGUACCACCCAGACUCAAGAUUUCAAAAACAUUCACGCCUCCGGCCAUCAUUAA
Musca vetustissima is the source of this 1854-nucleotide messenger RNA. Its product is annotated as FERM, ARHGEF and pleckstrin domain-containing protein 2-like. The record is from RefSeq and is a predicted model, not a curated record. Gene Ontology annotation, molecular function: guanyl-nucleotide exchange factor activity. Bases 1 to 1854 code for a protein of 617 amino acids. Lineage: Eukaryota; Metazoa; Arthropoda; Insecta; Diptera; Muscidae. The transcript is spliced from 6 exons.